This is a messenger RNA of Bactrocera oleae (olive fruit fly), 2242 nucleotides long. RefSeq names its product tRNA (uracil-5-)-methyltransferase homolog A. Gene Ontology annotation, biological process: RNA processing. Gene Ontology annotation, molecular function: RNA binding; RNA methyltransferase activity. NCBI's taxonomy places the organism in Eukaryota, Metazoa, Arthropoda, Insecta, Diptera, Tephritidae. The record is from RefSeq and is a predicted model, not a curated record.
UUGUAUUUACCCCUUAACUAGUUUAAACAACUAUAUUAUAUAUGUUUUUUUGGUCCUUGUUAUAACAAAUUUUCAACAGUAGUAGGAAAUUAUUUUGUUAGAAACGUUAUUGUGACUGGUUACUUUUAAAAUGAAGUUUAACAUUUACCACAUGUUCAUGAAAUAAACAUCAGCCGGCAAUUUAUUAUAAAUAGGUUUUCAUAAAUUUAAUCGCUUGAGAUUGAAAAUAAAUAUAAAUACCAUGAGCGCAGUGACUAUCGAAACUUGCGAACAAAUUCCGGGCGUGCAAAAUGAAACUGAGAAAGAGCGUACGGAUGAAAAAGUUGUAGAGGAAGCGAUUCUUGACGAAACUCCGAAGGAUGAGAAGUCAACUAAUGUAACAAAUGACGAGUUUAAUUACUUAAAACGAAAUGAAUUUACCUCCGAGAUUUACAAGAUUGAAGUUCGGAAUUUGGGCUAUUUCGGUAUUGGGGAAUUUAAGAAGCUUUUAAAGUCCAAGCUAAAUCUCAACAUGACUAAAAUUAAAUCCCCACUUCGUAAAGAGUUCGCAUUCGUAUGUUUUCGUAGUGAAGAAGAUCAACAACGAGCAAUUGAGACGCUGAAUGGGUAUAAAUGGAAAGGAAAAGUGUUGCAAGCUGGUGCGGCAAAAGCGUCUGCAGAUCCAUUACAGAAACGUCGUAAUGAAAACGCGCAGCGUGAGGAGAAAGAACGUCAGCCAAAACGACAACGUACUUCUGCCGAUGCGAUAUGUCCCUACGCUGCCUUUUCCUAUGACGAACAGUUACAAAAAAAAAGUAGUGAAAUGGAGGAACUUUUAAAAAAAUUCAUAAAUAAAUUACGUAACACUAACCAGGCAGCCAAGAAGCAAUUGAACGAAUUCAAAUUUACUGGUGUUAAAGCGUCUCCACAGAUUAAUGGUUACCGUAACAAAAACGAGUUCACUGUUGGCAAAAAUGCCUUGGGCGAAGUUGUGGUUGGCUUUCGUUUGGGCAGCUAUGCUGAUGGGUCCGUUGAGGUUUCAGAAAUUCAAGACUUACCACAUAUACCCGACUCGGCUAAAUGGGCAGCAGAGAGUUUUCAACAUUUUGUUCGAGAUUCAAACUUUCUGCCAUUUAAUCCAGAGGAUAAUUCUGGCCAUAUUCGACAGUUGAUGGUACGCACAUCUGCCCAUACGGGAGAGAUAAUGUUGGUUGCCGGUGUUUAUUCUUCGAAUUUGAAGGAUACCGAAGUAGCAGCUUUGAAGAAGAAUUUGAAAGAAUACUAUGAAACAUGUGCCGACGACGUAAGAGGUUUCAAAUGUACAUCUUUGUAUUAUCAAGAUGUGAAACAUCGUGAAGUCGGUCAAGUGGUCUCGCCUAUAGAACAUAUUUCUGGCAGCACACACAAUACUGAUACAAUUCACAAUCUAGUUUUUAAGAUAAGCCCACUGGCUUUCUUUCAAAUAAAUACGCAGGGUGCCGAAGUUCUCUAUGAUAAAGCUAUCGAGUUGGCCUCACCUAAACCACAUUCCACGGUAUUAGAUAUUUGCUGUGGCACUGGCACGAUAGCUUUGGCAUUCGCCAAACAUUGCAAACAAGUACUUGGUGUAGAAAUUAUACCAGAUGCAAUUAAGGAUGCUGAAUUCAACGCUGCGGCCAAUUCAAUUGAAAAUUGUAAGUUUUUUGCUGGUAACGCAAAUGACUACAUACAAUCGAUGGUGCGUGAAGUUGUUUACGGUAACGCACCUGGAGCGCCGCUGGACCUGAUCGCUGUGGUGGAUCCACCGAGAGCUGGGCUACAUAAUAGAUCGAUAGCAGCCAUACGCGCCGCAACAGCAAUAAAGCGCCUGGUGUACAUAUCUUGUAAUCCAGCGCAUGCCCAACGAAAUUGGAUUGAAUUGGGUCGACCAGAGUCAAAACAAUAUAAGGGGGAUCCCUUCUUUCCAAAAACCGCCAUUGCAGUAGAUAUGUUUCCACAUACUACACACACUGAACUGGUAAUCCUAUUUGAACGUGCGACGCAAACAAAUGAUGGAGAGGAAAACAAAGAGGCAAGCAGCACCGAAAAUAUCGUUGGUACACAAGUUGAAGGAAAAGGAAUUGAAGUAGAUAUAGAACCAAAUAAAAGUUAAUAUUGGUUGCAUUUCUGAAUCUACAUAAAUUUUUAUAUAUGUACAUACCAACAUUUUGUGUAUAUAUGUAUAACACACUUUAAUAGUUUAACCAUUUGUAUCAAAAAUAAAAUUACGCAAUAUUGUAAUAUA